Molecule: messenger RNA, 5965 nt
Organism: Erpetoichthys calabaricus (reedfish)
Lineage: Eukaryota; Metazoa; Chordata; Cladistia; Polypteriformes; Polypteridae
Gene: tbc1d31
Product: TBC1 domain family, member 31
Exons: 23
Coding region: 452-3715 (1087 amino acids)
Cellular component (GO): centrosome
Molecular function (GO): protein binding
Source: RefSeq, a predicted model, not a curated record
AUUAAACCUCAAAUUCGUCCAUCUGGAAAACUGCGACUCCGGGGACACACGUGCACGCGGAGUAAAACUACAUUACCCAUGAAGCCUCGCGCCUAAAGGAACAUUUCCGAUAUCGCCUCUGAUUGUUUUCCUUCUUGGAUUGACGAGCGUAAACAGUCAAUUGCAUAUCCCUUUUGUUAUCAUUACAGUUUUUGCCAAUGCUCGAUAACGUUUUAUUUUUUGAUAGUCUUGGUUGGCUUGUUGCAAUGAUGAAUGUUAAUCCAGCGGCAGGCCUUGAUAUAUCGAACGAACUUGCGGAUACCGAAACCGUUUAAAUUUCCCGCUGCGUUAGGCGCCGACUUGUGUCUUUCAUGCCUUGGAAACCAGCUCAAGCCAGGGAUUCGGCUGGAAGUGAAAAACGACCUCGAGUUCAUUAAGGAUACGGCUGACCGUGGGCCCGGUUUCUUCAGACAUGCAGACGACGGACAUUGGAUCAAAAGAGCACGGCAAGAUUUGGCACAGAAAGCCGAUACCGUCCCUCAGUGACGGGGUUAUAGUUAAUGUUUUCCGGAGUGCUGGAGGGAUCCGCACCAAGACCAUUCGCUUUUUGCAUGUUGCCUUCAGUACGACUGGAGACGCAUUCUUAGCAGGGGACCAUCAUGGAAAUAUCUACAUGUUUGACAUUAGCAGAAACAAGUUUACCCUUGUUCAAAAGACUGGUCAGGCUUGUACUGCUCUGGCCUUCUGUCUCCGAAGGGGUACGGAAUACUUGGUGGCUCUGGCUGACUACUCCAUUAAAUGUUAUGAUACAGCUACUAAGGAGCUUGUAAGCUGGAUGAGAGGACAUGAAUCAUCCGUGUCAUCAAUCUCAGUUCAUGGAUCUGGUAGAUUUGCCAUCACCACUUCAUCAGAUACAGCUCAGCUCUGGGAUCUAGACACCUUUCAGAGGAAAAGGAAACUCAAUGUUCGUCAGACUGUAGGCAUACAAAAGGUUUUCUUUUUACCUCUAAGCAAUAUCAUUUUGAGCUGUUUUAAAGAUGGUUCCAUCUUUGCUUGGGAGAGUGAUACAUUGCAUUGUAAAUACCAGAUGCCUGAGCCUGAUGAAGGACAAAAACUACAUUAUAAAUCUUUUGCAGUUACCAGAGAUGGGCGAAUGCUGGUUGCUGGCGGAAAAUCUAAUUUUCUUCACCUGUGGUGUUUGGAUAACAAGCAGCUUUUAAGAAUAAUUCAAAUGCCACCAAAAGUCCGUACUGUUCGUCACGUGGAAUUUCUCCCUGAUCCUUUUGAUGGUGGAUCUAGCCAGAUCCUUGGAUGUCUGAGUCAAGAUGGCAUAAUGCGAUUUAUCAAUAUUCAGACUUGUAAACUGAUAUUUGACAUUGGAAGUCUUGACAAUGGCAUCAGUUCUGCAGUUAUCAGCCCAAAUGGACACCACAUAGUAGCUUUGAUGGAAAAUGGAAGUCUUAAUAUUUACAGUGUACAGUCGCUUACACAAGAUGUUAAUAAGCCUCCUCCACCUUUAGUCAAAGUUGUUGAACAGUCUAAUGUGUCCAAACCUUCUAAACAAGCAUCUUAUCAGAGAAUGAAAACGAAACCUGAGAGACCACCAAAAUCAAGUGGGGAGACCAUCAAAGCCAGAGUGCCAAGACCACCGUUCGACAGCACUUUGACAGAUAAAGAGAAUGAAUUGCCAGAGGGGUUGAACAAGAAAAGACUACAGGCUAUGCUUAAAGAAUUUGGGGAAUAUCCAACCAAAUACAGGAUGUUUGUCUGGCGUUCCCUUCUCCGCCUUCCUGAAAACCAUGCUGCUUAUAGUAGCUUAAUUGACAAAGGCCCUCAUUCUGCAUACCAGCAGCUUCAUCAGGAGUAUCCUAUCAAGAGCCAGAGGUUGGAACGAAUUUUGCAGAGGAUACUUUCCGCUCUGGCUCACUGGUCAGCUAUCUUUGGGGAAACACGCUAUCUUCCAUUGGUGGCUUUUCCGUUUGUAAAACUCUUCCAGAACAACCAAUUGAUCUGCUUUGAAGUUAUUGCCACAUUUAUUAUGAAUUGGUGCCAGCAUUGGUUUGAGUACUUCCCCAACCCUCCUUUAAAUGUGCUAAGUAUGAUUGAGAAUAUUAUUUCUCAUCAUGACAAAGAAUUGCUCCAGCACUUUGUGAAGUGCAAUAUAACUUCACAGAUUUAUGCCUGGCCUUUACUAGAAACUGUGUUUUCAGAGGUGCUUACACGAGAUGAAUGGCUCAAACUGUUUGACAACAUUUUUUCCAACCAUCCAUCCUUUCUUUUAAUGGUGAAUGUGUCCUAUAUCAUUUCCUCCAGAUCAGCUUUGUUACACUGCUCAUUAAAAGAGGACUUUGAGUACUAUUUUCACCACCAUAAUACCUUGGACAUCAAUUCAGUAAUUAAGGAAGCUUAUCGAUUAAUGGAAACUACGCCUAAAGAAAUUCAUCCCUCGUUCAUGCUCGAUGACUUUGAGCCCUUAACCAGAGGACAGUAUCCAGUGUUUAACAAAUACCCUGCUUUUAUUGUGGACUACCAGUCUCAAGAAAGAGAGAGAAUUCGUUUACAAGAGCUGGAAUAUUUAAAGGAAAGACAGAUAACACAUGAGCUUCAAGCUGAAGCAGUAAGGCGUAAGGCUGCUGAUGAUGCGUGGUACAGACAGCAGGAACUCCUGCAAGAAGCUGAAGAGCAGAGGAGAAAGUUGUUGCUGGAAGAAGAACAGAAGCUGAUGGACCAAAGGAGCAGGUUAGCUGCAAUGAAACGUGAAUUAAAAAUAAAGGAGCUGCAUCUUCUCGAAGCAGCCCGGAGACGGUUUUUGAAAUAUCAGCAGGACCAGAAAAAAAUGGAGUUGCGUAGACUGGAUGAUGAAAUUAAUAGAAAGGCAUCUUUGAGAGAACAAGAGACGGCAAAUGUGGUUCAAGACAUUGAGGUGAGGCAAAUGGAGCUAGAAACGCAGAGGAGGAUUUUGGAGCAGGAACUUACUAAAGAACAGGAGAAAAUAAAUCGAGAAAUAAAAGGACAAGUGGAUGCCAUGAGAAGAAAGGCUGAGGUGGAAGACAGUAUGAUGCAGAGUCUGAUAGACACAGAUGUUAUCCAGGACUCUGCGAAAAAAAAGAUCCUGGAGGAGUCCUUGGCAGAGGCAGGUCGUUUGUGUGAAGAUACCAACUGGCAAGUAAGAAUGCUACAGAGACAAAGAAUGGCAGAUAUGGACCGGGAGCGACACUAUCAAGAGCUAGCUCACCUUGCUGAGGAGACUAGGAAGAAGGAAGGGCAACUUAUUGAUUUAAUGCAAGAAGUGCAGGGUAUUAAGUGGGAGGAAGUUGUGGAGAAAAAAGCCCAGUUGGAAGAGGAGAUGCAAGCCAGUGCCUUGGCAGAAGCUCGUCGUAACCAGUUUCUUACCAGGGGAAUGGAAAACGUGGUACAGCAAAGACAGAAUGCAUCCGGACACAGUGAAAGCUCUUCAGAGAGAUUAUGUGAUUUGAGAGUGAAGCCUUCCUGCUCUACAAAAUGCAAAAUAGAUCACACCUACUUAUCUCCUCAUCAGAACAUCUGCAUAAAUGAUGUUUCCUCAUCUGAUUCUUCGGUACACUUUAUUUCAGGCAGAGGAAGAAGAGAGUUUGAAAAUAGAGAACGAGAACUAAUGAAUGAUGUUCGAGAGCUACGCCAAAAAUUGGUUUCCCAGGCAAGGAGAAAAGCAAUGUCUUCAUUUUCUUCGAUUUCCCAGUCAGAUUACACAAUCUAGAAAAUUAAUCAUAUUGUAGAAAUAUUAAUAUAUACAUUAACUAUAAUGAGGCUGAUUUCAAAAUAAACAAGGGAACAAUUAAAUUACAAAUCAUGUCAUAUGAAUUAUUUUAGCCAGUUUUAACUUGAGGAACUGUUAGUGUUUUUAGUUUGCUUUUAAUUAUUUGAAUUAUGCCAUCUGCUUGAAGUUGCUGGUUUUGAUAAGCAUGUUGUUUAUAACUGUUAUUUAUUUGUACCUUAUUUAAAUAAGAUCAUAGUUUUUAUUUUGUAUAGAGUCAUUUAAAAAUGUAUUUUUACAAUGUACAGCUGUAUAUACAUUUAAAUUGAGGAACUUGAUAUAGAAAUAAAUGCACAUAAAUCACAAAUGUAAUUAGUUGCUGUUCUAAUUGUCACUUAGUCAUAGUUGUUGUCCUAAUGUCUCACUUGCUUGUUUUGUUUUCUAAGAGUCGUUCUGUCGCAGUCAAAUCGCCUCCACCCUUCGUAAUGGAGUGUUGACACUCAUUUUUAAAGUUUGUCACUCAGGGUGUGCAAAGGGAUGUUGGUGGAUUUGCCUUGUUUUAAUAGUUCUGGUGGACAUUAAUUUAAAAAAAAACAAAACCCUAGUAUUCCUACUUGAAUAUCUAUAGAAGUUUAAGUCAUAAUCUCAUUGGCCACCAAAAAAUAUUCAGAAAAAGUCUUCAUUGAAUAUUUAGAAUUUUAUUUAAAUCAUAAUAUUGUUUGUUUACAUUAGCUAAACAUCUCCCACAGAGAAUCUGCAUGUUAUAUUAAGUAGUGCCAAGCUUAGAUAACUUAUGUAAAAGAAAUAUGAUUGUUUAUUAUAACAGAAGCACAAAAAAGUGUGUUGUAUGCUAACAAAUAAGCAGCUAACUUAACCGUAAUUUUGGGUUAACCAGGGUUUCUUGUUUCUUCCAUCUUUUUCUACACUCUACGCUUUUGCUCCUCAAGGUGCCCUCCUCUCAUUUCAUCUGCUGCUGCUACCAUCUGCAUGAUCAUUUCCCACCUUCUUGGCUUCAUCUUCUCUAACUCUAUACCUCACAACUUUAACAAAGACAACAGGACAAAGUAUUUCAACAGAUUGGUCACAGCACGAUGUUAUCCCAUCUGACAUUACUCCAAAUAGUGUGAUUACUUCAAAUGUGUGUAAGUUUAGGUCAAAGGCUUUCCAAAAGAGGUGCAAACGUUUUUAACUAGAAUUGGGCUGCUUUUAGGACAUUCCCAAAACACAUGACCUGGCAAUGCAGACUCACCAACGGGUUGGAAUCUACCCCAGUAUACAUUUUAGAAAGUGUUAGGCAAAAUAUAUGUGGCCAGUGAACACUUUUUUAACUGAAUUAUGCUGUGCUUGCCACAUUUCAUUAGCAAAGUUUUUCCUUUAGUUUUUGUAAUUCUUGUGUGUGUUUUAGAGUUGUUAGUUAUAAUAUUUCAUAGGGUUUACAGGUAUGGAGAGUUCAGCUGUAAUCUUCACUCUUUUUUUUUUUCCAUUCUAUUGUGGUAUAUAGAAAACAAGACAUCAGACAUCAAACUUCUCUUCUGUUUGGGAGAUCUAGAACACCCUCGUUCCUUAUUGCUUGUUGCUGCAUUAUAAGCAUUGUACUUCUGCGUGAGCUUUCAUUGGUUAUCUGCUGUCACACACACACACACACACAGAGCCUAGCCCUAUGACAUUAGAAAAAAUAAAAUCUGUUUGAUUUUGUCCAGGUGAGUCGCUUAGUACGUCAGAGUACACUACUGGUGGACACGGUAACAUGCCCCAUAUCUACAGCCGAAAAUCACUGAAAAACCUAUGUAAUGUGACAGGGCCUUAAGUUGUUUUUGAUGAAGUAUCUCAUUUGUAAAUAAAAGGAAAAGUGUAUCAAUGGAAGAUUAAAUUUGGUGAAUAACUAUCCUCAGUUUCCAACUUUCCUGUGGUUCACCAUUUAUUAAACACAUGGAACCACUGCAGUACACAAUUUCAGACAGUGGCACUCUCAUCUGCUGUCUCAAUACAUGAUAAUCCUUUAUUUCAGAGACUUCUUUAAUCUGUGCAGUAUUCUAUAGAAGCUGCUCAAUUUCAUGACAUUUGCAGACCUCUACAUUGAUAACAUAUUUGCUCACAGUCAGGUAUCCUUAUAUAUAAUUUGAUAGUAUCCGCAUGUAUGGUGUUCACAUCAAUACCUCGACUCAAUACAAGUUAGAACCAUACAAUGGGACUCUGCCUCUGUAGUUAGAACAUAACGUGGCAAACGCGGACGCAGCAGCAGAAUUUUGAAGA